Lathyrus oleraceus (garden pea) is the source of this 820-nucleotide messenger RNA. RefSeq names its product LOB domain-containing protein 4. Lineage: Eukaryota; Viridiplantae; Streptophyta; Magnoliopsida; Fabales; Fabaceae. The coding region runs from base 127 to 603 and encodes 158 amino acids. The record is from RefSeq and is a predicted model, not a curated record. The transcript has 2 exons.
CUAUCAACUUCUAAAAUUCAUAUUUCACAUUGGAAAAUAUUUCUUCAUUUUUUUCCAAAUAUAAUUGAAGAAAAAAUCAAACAAUUCAAAAUUUUUGAGGUAUAUUAUUGUAGUGAUUAGAGGAAGAUGAAGGAUGGUGGUAGAAAACAAGGUGUAAUGACACCAUGUGCUGCAUGCAAGCUUCUUAGAAGAAGAUGUGCUCAUGAUUGUGUGUUUGCUCCAUAUUUUCCAGCUGAUGAACCUCACAAAUUUGGAAGUGUUCAUAAAGUUUUUGGAGCUAGCAAUGUGAACAAAAUGUUACAGGAAUUACCAGAACAUCAAAGAAGUGAUGCAGUUAGUUCAAUGGUAUAUGAAGCAAAUGCAAGAGUAAGGGACCCUGUGUAUGGUUGUGUUGGAGCCAUAUCCUCUCUUCAGCAACAAGUUGAUGUACUUCAAACCCAAUUAGCACAAGCACAAGCAGAGGUUGUUCAUAUGAAAAUGCAUCAAUCUUCAUCAUCAUCAGAUCAACACCAAGCAUCACCAUCAUCAGAAAAUGUGUACCAAUCAAGCAAAUCCUUUUCUUCACAAACCAACAAUAUGGUGCAAUCCUUGUGGUCAUUCUAGCUAGCUAGCAAAAUUAUCAUAUAGAUAUAUUUUUACUUAUAAAGAGUGAAAUGGAUUGUUGUUGUAGUUUUAAGCAUGGAACUAAUGAAUGUGUUGUUAAAAUUGAUGAUGUGAUAAUUUUUAAAUAUCGUGUCAUUUAUAAAAUAUGACAUAUUAUCAUUUAGUAACAUUUGUAAUGUUGAUUAUUAAAUCAAUAGCAAAAAUAUUUAUUUGAGUA